UUCACGCGGGACGUAAACGAACAAUUUGACGUGAACUAGCAUCAUGGCGGAAGAGGAGCGUGUCGGUGGUUCGCUUUCACACCGUCAGAGAUUUGUUUUAAGAAGUUUUCUGUAAACUUUGAUCGGAAUCAAACUUUAAAUGUAUCCGAUCCGAUCACCAACAGGAAGCAGUGUUUGACUCAGAUGGAUGGUGAAGCAGGCCUGAGCAGUUAAGAAGAAAAGAAAAAGCUGCACAAAUAGGUUUUGAUGGAGGAACCAAAGCCAGAUGUUGAGGAACAUGACAUCAAGGAACCAAAAGGCUCCGUCAGCAAGAUGACACAACAGUCUGGUGUUAGUGGAACUGAGCCUGAUCCUUAUGGAGCGGACUUCCUGUCUGCCGUUCCAGUCUGUGAGCCCCAUGACAGAUGGAGGGAGAGGGGAGGAGGAGGAGGAAGAGGAGGAGAGGCAAGUCCAAGCUCCCUGCUCGAGUACAGCGUCUAUCUAUGUGACCAGCACCGCACCCUCACCCCCCCUGUCACCCCACCAACCCAGAGGCCUUGUCCAUUCACACCUCCUCUUAGUUCAGUGACAAACGUGGCUGCUGCAGUUAACGCUGCAGAAGAUCCAGCUGUUCCUGGCCCCAUGACUGGCACCUGCAGUCCCAUUUGCUCCAUGUGCAGUCCCACUGCUUCAGGCUGGGAGUCUCUCAGAUCCACAUCCAGGAUUCCCAGCUGCUCUGAUGGAGAUCCUGUCAGUGCUGCUGCUCACCUUCACCUCCUGGGGGAGUCCUUGUCCCUGAUUGGACACCAUCUUCAGGAAACAGAUAAAAUGUUGAACGUGUCCAGCAGCUUGUCUCUGCUCCUCGACUCUCUGCUUUGUGCCCUGGCCCCAAUAAUCUGCCUCACCGCACAGAUACCAGAGCUCAGGAGCUGCACACAACACACACUGGUGAGAGACGCACACGGACACCACACGCUGUCCACACGUGACACUACUGUUCUGUCAGUAUUUCAUGACAUAAGGAGGAAACACUUAGGUUUCAUCAUGUCUCUUUUUAAGGCCUCCACUCUGGAAAACAUUGCCUAUAUGAUGCCUGGGCUGUGAGUGAUGAUGGAGACCACAAGGGCACAUGUGCUCUAAUAGGUUGAAAGACACUUCAGUUUAGUUUACAUAGAAAAAGUAAGAAUCAAAUCUAUUUCAUUAUAAAAUAAUAUUGGUUUGCACUUUAUAUUUGUGUUAAUUGUACACUUGAACACAUUAGUUUAUGUUUAUGUAUUGGUUGUUUAAUUAAAAGACAUAUUUGAACACUU
Molecule: messenger RNA, 1289 nt
Organism: Hippoglossus stenolepis (Pacific halibut)
Lineage: Eukaryota; Metazoa; Chordata; Actinopteri; Pleuronectiformes; Pleuronectidae
Exons: 6
Coding region: 247-1083 (278 amino acids)
Source: RefSeq, a predicted model, not a curated record